CAUUGCUGUCUUUGAUCAAUCAAAAUGCAGCAGAGUUUUUAUGUUUUCACAGGUCGGCCAGACCGCACUCCAUGAGGCCUGCAGGAGCGGGAGAACUGAGAUAGUGAAGCUGCUGAUUCAGCAUGGCGCUGAUGUGGAGGCGAGGGACAUCCUUGGUAGAAAACCACUGGACGUGGAUGACCAGGGCUACCGGCGUUUCCUAAAGAACCUGGCUGUUGAGGUUCCCUACCACAAACUGAUGAAACAGUCCGGUGGGGUGAAAGUCAACAGGUUUAAACUGUGCUUCUGUGGACCACAGGAAGCUGGCAAAUCUACUCUGGUGGAAAGUCUUGAAACGAGACCUGUCACUGCCUUCUUCCGGGAUCGGAUGACUCCAGACAAUCAGCCACACGAGCCCACCCCAGGUGUGAAUGUGGGAACAACCAACAUUCCCGGUGUGGGGCAGGUCAGUGUGUGGGACUUCGCUGGACAGUCGGAGUACGCGGUAACCCACAGCAUGUUCAUGGAUGCAGAGAACACCAUCUUCAUUGUGCUGUACAACAUCAUGGACGAUACUCACACACAGAAGAAAAAGGUCCACUGGUGGCUGUGCUUCAUCAAGUCCUGCAACACAAAUGCAAAGACUGAGCCUAACAUUAUCCUAGUGGCCAGCCAUGCGGACCAGACUGAUACAGGACAUCGACAAGCAUCUUCCAUCCUUGAGCUGAUGGCGUCAGAGUUUAAGGGACAUCUAAACAUCUCAGAGGAAGUGUUCCUGCUUGACUGCCGGAAGACUCGUAAAACUGACAUGAGGCGUCUUAAAGACCUUCUGACAAAACUGAAGACUCAACUUCUUGCACAUCAGCGAGACAUGCCUAAGCUGUGUGCCGAUAUCAUGAAGUGCCUACCAAGAUGGGCCAAGGAGAAGUGCAGCCCAAAGUGUCCUGUCUUGAGAUGGGCGGAGUACAAGGCGGCGGUGAUGGAGAUGAUGGGGGUUGACCAGCUGACUAAUGAAGACUUUCUCAAGGCAUCUUCACGGUACUUGGAUCACCUUGGGGAGAUCUUGUUCGUCCCCACACCAAAUGCUGACCCCAUCAUUGUCCUGAAGCCCAACUGGCUCUGCACGGAUGUCUUCGGCAAAGUGAUGGCACCAAAAAACUUCCCCAUCCAACAUCUAAGAACCGUCAACGAUGUCAUCACGAAAGAGGAAAUCAAGAGGGUGUUCAAGGAUGUCGCCGAUGUCGAUCUCCUGAUCACCCUGCUGCAAGAGUUCCAGCUCAGUCACUCCUUUGACGGACAGAAGUUCAUCAUCCCAGGGCUGCUGACACAGACCAUGCCUCCAGACAAGUGGCAGCCAACUGCGAACCCCGCCAAGCCCGUGUACUUCGGCAAGCAGGUCCAGUGUGCUGACACCACCGACAUGUUCUCCUCCGCAUUCUUCCCCCGUGUGCAGACCCGCCUGAUGAGGGAGCUGAAGAAACGCCCGCUGCUGUGGAGAGACGGAACCAAGUGUUUCGACAUCAACGUGGAAGGUCUCAUCAAGCUCUCCCCAGAUGGCCGUGCGGUCAACAUCUGCGUGCGAAGCGAGCAGGGCGACAAGCUGAGCUGCCGGCAGUUGCUCGAGAACAUCGAGAACAUCCUGAUCAACGUGCUCGACGAGUGCAGCCCAGGCACCAACACCGAGAAGAGGGUGCUCAGCGCUCGUGCACUGAGGGAACACAGAGAGGAAAUCUACUCCUACAGCAUGGACCAGAUCGACAAGGCCAAAGCAGAGGACGGCUUCGUCUAUCACGACAUCCUCGGCUUCACAGAAGACGUCGAUGACCUCCUGUAUGGCGGAAGAGACGAGAACGAAGAGGAGCAAGGAGCUGUUGGAAAAACGGUCCAUCAGACGUACAACGAAUAUGUGUCCGGGACUGGUAACCUUGUCAUCAGGGCAGGUGAUAAUGCUCACUUCGACAUGGCAAGAAUCAUGCAAGGUGACCUUGGACAACUACAGUUGGAAGGAAACGACCCUGGUGACCUUGGACAGCUACAGUUGGAAGGAAACGACCCUGGUGACCUUGGACAGCUACAGUUGGAAGGGAAUGACCCUGGUGACCUUGGGCAGCAACAGUUGGAAGGGAAUGACCUUGGACAGCUACAGUUGGAAGAGGACGUCCCUGGUGACCUUGGACAGCUACAGUAAAAGGAAAUGACCCUGGUGACCUUGGACAGCAUUAGUUGAAAGAGAAUGUCCGUGGUGAGCUUGGUCAGCAACAGUUGGAAGGGAAUGACCUUAGUGACUUGGACAGCAACAGAUCAUGCAAAAUGGGCCUGAUGAUGAAAUGCUUGAAUGAGACUUUUCUAAGCUGUAAAUAUAUUUCUCAAUGAUGAACAGAUGUAUAUUUUUAUCAGUGUGACAGAAUUUUAUACAAUGAUGUUCAAAUCUCCAGUUGUAGUGUUAUGUACCAUUAUGAAGUCAAUAAUUCUGUCUCUGUGUAUCCAGUCUGAAUAUUGAAAACCUUCAAGUUGGUGAAAUAGAGCCUGAGCCAAUCUGAAUCAUUAUGCACUCUCCAUUAUACAAUCAACUAUCUGUGGUUAAGUGCCGGAUCCUUGUAAAUGAUAGGCAGAGAUGACAACCAUUUGCAGUUUACAAUUAUGCUUUACCUACUGUAACAUUCCAUGUGUGAUUGUGCGCAUUUAUGUAGUCUCCAAAGUACAGAACCUGUUUACAAUUUACAUGAAACAUUGCUCCAUGUUGACUAGGGAAUCCCGCUUUUUCCAUUCUAUCUCUUUCUAUUCCCGCAACACUAGGAGUCUUUUACUUAAGCAAGAUCCUAGGUGAUGUCAGUCUACAGAAUCAAUCAAGUGACAAAAUGGAAUAAAGUAGAAUUCCCAAAGGUGGAGCAUGUUAUUGAUAAGUACCAACCAGCAGCAUUAAUAUAUUUCAUCAGCACUGUACACAAUCAUAUAUUUUACCCCUUAAUUACUGCUGCUAAAUUGCUAUUAUCGUUUUUACGGCAUGUAUAUUUAAAGAAUCCAAGUGGAAGACAACGCAACAUUUUAAACUCAGAAUUCCUGUACAUUCAUUAAGUAGUACUUAGACAAGUCACUUAAUUUUCAGUAGUCAUAACUUUAAAAAUUCUUGAUUCUUGUUGAAACACUUCUGUACCAAAAGCAGAGCCUCUUGAAUUAGCACUUGAAACAACCGGUGCCCACAUGUAUGUUGGUGAUCCUUUGCAAAGGGUAAUACAUUUUACAUGAUUUUGAUUUCUUCCACUAUCUAUACAUCAGUGUUCAAGUUAACAUUUACAUGUACAUGUAAGUACAAAAUUGAGGAAAUGUAAUCUUGGCAUUGUGGUUGACAAUUAUAGUGGUUAGUAGAAGCUGUAUUUCAAUGAAGUACAGUGCACAUAAGUAACAUUCAUGAUAGAAAGAAAAUACAACACAUACAUUACUAGUACAUGGGUAACGAUAUACAUUGGGCAAGUAUUUUGUACAGCUAUAUUAUGAAUGAGAAUUUUAAUUAAGUAUCCGGAAUACUGUUAUUUUAGCAACAACAAUAAAUUAGCAACUUCAAUGGAUGGUUAAGAUAGCAGCAGACACUAUAUACAAUGUAUAAAACGUGGGUUAUAAAAUUCUCGUACCUACUUUUAUAGUCAGGAAUAAAACCCAGCUAGUUUCUUCUACCAUGUAGAAACAUAGCCCUUACUGUUCGCAUUAUUGUGUUAGUUGGUGUCCCCUUACUUUAAUCUGUAAGGUAAUCACUCAGAUUUACCAGAAAUAAGCACAUUAUUGCAACAGACUCGCUCGACAGUCCAACAAUACUACUAGCUCUAUGAUCACUCUGUUCAAAAUUAGUUCACCAAGUUGUAUUUUCACCACCCACUGCCCUUUCCUGUUGUACAUGUACACAGCACGUCGGCGGAAUGUACUGUGUCUGUGCAAAACCCUGAUUUUUCACGGUUUUCGUUUUCAAAGUUUGGUCAACGUUGCAUCAGAAUU
Branchiostoma belcheri (Belcher's lancelet) is the source of this 3966-nucleotide messenger RNA. RefSeq names its product death-associated protein kinase 1-like. The transcript has 8 exons. NCBI's taxonomy places the organism in Eukaryota, Metazoa, Chordata, Leptocardii, Amphioxiformes, Branchiostomatidae. Bases 41 to 2167 code for a protein of 708 amino acids. The record is from RefSeq and is a predicted model, not a curated record. Gene Ontology annotation, molecular function: protein binding.